AUGAACGACAAACCCCAAUACCACCACCCAUCCGGAAACUGCUCAAUAAAUCCGUUCUCCUCCAACUUCUGUCGUAACUGCGCGUUCGAAACUGCAGCUCGAAAAUGUACCAAUGCCGAAUGGUGCUCGGAUCGUCAAUGUCUGGUAUGGGAACAGAAUAUUAAACCGCUUACUGGAAGUGCUAGCCAGGAACUCCGGGACGAUGUUAGUGCUGAUGGGAGCGAGCAUUUAGUUGACUGGGAGUGGGUUGAUGUGGAAAAUGGUCAGAAGCAGGAAAGGGGAACGAGAAAGAGGAAUGUCACUUUGGUACCGCGAAUUGAGGAUGCAAAAGAAACAGGAGGAGGUAAGAAUUCAGCGAAUGUUGGGAUGAAGGGGACGGAACUGCUUGGUGAGAGGAAUAUUGAGUCUGUUAAGGAAAACACUCCAGAUAGUCGGCCUAACGUCAACAGAGGACCACCCAAGAGAACUGACCCACAAAGAAGAAAAUAG
Glarea lozoyensis ATCC 20868 is the source of this 489-nucleotide messenger RNA. RefSeq lists its product as uncharacterized. The transcript has a single exon. NCBI's taxonomy places the organism in Eukaryota, Fungi, Ascomycota, Leotiomycetes, Helotiales, Helotiaceae. The coding region runs from base 1 to 489 and encodes 162 amino acids. The record is from RefSeq and is a predicted model, not a curated record.